This is a messenger RNA of Myxocyprinus asiaticus (Chinese sucker), 3409 nucleotides long. Its product is annotated as toll-like receptor 4. Gene Ontology annotation, cellular component: membrane. Gene Ontology annotation, biological process: inflammatory response; defense response to Gram-negative bacterium; toll-like receptor signaling pathway. Bases 47 to 2521 code for a protein of 824 amino acids. Lineage: Eukaryota; Metazoa; Chordata; Actinopteri; Cypriniformes; Catostomidae. The transcript is spliced from 3 exons. The record is from RefSeq and is a predicted model, not a curated record. Gene Ontology annotation, molecular function: lipopolysaccharide immune receptor activity; transmembrane signaling receptor activity; protein binding.
CACACUUUUAUGACAGAUCGAGAGCAUCUAGAUAAGAGAAUCUGAGAUGAAUUUCUUCACUUUAAGUGCCUUUAUGGUAUUUUUUUCCAUAGGUGCUGAAGAAACAUGCACAAAAAUUACUGAAAAUCUGCACUACUCAUGCAUGGGAAGAAACCUCAGCUAUAUACCACUCAGUAUACCUUCCUCGGUUCAAAAGCUGGAUUUCAGUUUUAAUGUCUUGAAAUUCUUACAGAAGACUGUAUUUCCAGUUUUGUCUUUUCUGCAACUCCUUGAUCUGUCAAGAUGCUACAUCAAGGGCAUUGAAAAUGAUGCUUUCUACAAUGUGCAGAAUUUGACUACUUUGAUUCUCACUGGAAAUCCUAUUACACAUAUUGGACCUGGAUGCUUUAAUUUUUUACGCAAUAUACAAAGACUCAUGCUUGUGGAUGUUGGUCUCACUUCCUUACAGCUUCAUAUGAAUAAUCUGACCAAGCUACAGGAACUUAAAGUUGGAACAAAUAACAUUCAAUUCAUGACUCUCCCUUCAUUUAUGAGCACCUUCAAAGACUUCUCUUUACUUGAUCUACAUGCCAACAAUAUAUCCAUCAUAAAAAAGAAUCACACCAUUGUGUUGCGAGAGAUGAGCAGAAACAUAACUUUAAUACUCUCUAGGAAUCCUUUAUUACACAUAGAACCAGGAGCUUUCAAAGAAAUGUAUCUGAGGGAGUUGGACAUACGAUCUUCCUUUGUUUCAGUUGCUGUUCAAAAAGUUGGUCUAGAGGCUCUCUGUGGUCUUUAUGUCAAAAGACUAAUAUUUGGAAAGUUCUGGGAUGAUUACAGGAUUUACUUACCAGACACUGACUUUCUAGAUGGCCUUUGCUCUAUUUAUUUCCAGGAGGUAUAUUAUUUCAUGAAAGACACGCCUAACCAGCAAGUUAAUAUCUUUCGCUGUAUGAUUAACGCCACAAAUGUAUCGGUAACGGGUGUUCUUAUUCCUAAUGGGGCUGUCAUGCCAUUUCAUGAAAUUAAGGAGCUUAACUUGAUUUCCAGUCGUUUAGAUAUUUUGCCAGGUAAACAAAUUUCACAUCUCCAUACUUUGGAAAAACUAGUAAUAACGCACAACAUUAAAGUACUUGGUGCUGAAAGCUUAGUAGACAUCCCUAAGCUUCAAUACAUAGAUUUGAGUUCUAAUCAAAUGACAUGGUAUUUCGGAUGCUGCCCAAAUCUUUUGAAUGGCACCCCUCAAAUCAGGUACUUGAAUUUGAGUCUAAAUUCGCACGUUAGUCUUUCUGAAAGAGGCUUUGAAGGACUUGAUUCCCUUGAGAUUCUGGAUUUCCAUCAUACAAGGGUUGCAGGUAUGGGAUAUCAUUCGUAUUUAUCUAACUUAAAGUAUUUGAGGUAUCUGGAUGUCUCCUAUUCAAGUAUCACAUUUUGUAACAUAUAUUGCUUUUAUGGGCUGAGCAGUCUUAAUGUUCUUAAGAUAGCUGGCAAUAAUUUUCAGAGUGAUGUGUCAAGAUAUAUAUUUAAUAAUCUCACAAGUUUAGAGCACCUUGACAUGUCAUUCUGUCGUAUUGUAGAAUUACACCCCAGCUCUUUCAAAGAUCUUCAAAGGCUUCAACUUUUGAAUCUCAGUGGAAACAAGUUAAUGAUUCUAGAUUUUCUGGCCUACUCAAACCUGAAUAAAUUAACAUCAGUUUAUGUAGCUAAAAACAGCAUUACUAGCAUCCCACUUAAUGUUCUUCAAAAGUUGCCCACUAACCUUUCAGUGUUUGAUUUGUCCUCUAACCCUAUUGAUUGCUCCUGCUCCCAAACAGAUUUAAUUUUGUGGAUUAUUGAAAACCAGAAAGUUCUGAAAGAACCAAAUGAUAUUAUUUGUACAAUGUUGUCACCAAACUCAGAUUUUAGAGCAAUUGACUUUGACAUUGACAGCUGUGUGCACAACAAAAGGAUUACAAUUAUUUUAUUGUUAUGUUUUCUUACAGUAAUAGUUAUUUUAUCAAUCAUUGUUUAUAGGUUCCAGUUUUAUCUUAAGUAUUGUUGUAUACUUCUCAGAGGUUAUAGGUCUGCCAGACAACAAGAAUGUUCCUAUGAUGCAUUUGUGAUUUUCUCAAGUUAUGAUGAAGUCUGGGUCAUGAAUGAAUUAGUGGAAAAUCUGCAGAACGGGUUUCCACCUAUUCAGCUUUGCCUUCACAUGCGUGACUUUCAAGCAGGGAAGUCCAUUGCCUCCAACAUUAUUGAUGAAGGAAUAAUGGGUAGCCAUAAGUUCAUUGUGGUUGUGUCUCAACACUUCAUUGAUAGUGCCUGGUGUCGCUUUGAGUUUGAAUUGGCUCAGUCCUGGUUUGUGAUGGAACGUAAUGCCAACAUCAUCAUCAUCAUUCUGGAAGAUGUGGAAGAGAAGAAGUUGAAGAAAGUGAUUGAUCUUCAUAAGCAUCUGAAAAAGAACACAUACCUGAAGUGGAGCAGGGAGACUUUGAGUAGCAUGAGAUUCUGGAUUCGGCUGCGAAAAGCUGUUAUUGCCGGAAAACAAAAAUAUUGCAUUUAAACUUUUAGAAUUGCACAAACUUGUUCCUCAAGAAUUUGAAGAGGAACUAUUGCAUUUUAUGUUGUAUUCAACCAUUAUUCAUUGGGCAAACCCACUAUAAUACUAUUGUUUAAUUUGAUUUAGCAAACAAAGGACUUUCAGAUCUUUUUGGGAACGCACCUCUAAAAUGUUUAACUUCUCUUUAGAAAACAAAAGGGAGAAGUGAGAGUUGCAUGCACACAUAUAAAAAACUCCACAGCCACUGAUAAAUACAUUUAAGUCAUAUUCUAAAUAUAGUUUAAAAAAAAGUUACAGUAGCUGGAUGAUGAUACUGUAGCCAAACUUUCAUCAUCCUGACAAAUAGUUUGUUCUUUGUCACUUCAUUGCAUGGUAGGAGUUUUCCAUAUAUCACACAGAAUAUGUUUUUUAAAUGAUUGUGUCACAAAAUGAAAGCAUGUUUUUCCUUGGAUCAGUCUUAAUUCUCUUGAAUGCUGAUCAAGGAAAGGAAUGUACCACAGUAAGGAUAGCAAUAUAUAGUUAUAGUGUGUUUUAAAGCAAGCAUCUCUGAGAAUAUGUAGUAUUUUGUAACUUAUUAAUGUAAUUGUAUAUUAAUGUAAUUCUCAUUUUCUGUUAAGAUUGAUUUAACUAUUUUGAUGUUUUGGGUCAGGGUUAGGGUUAGACAACAAUACUGUACAUGUAAAAAUUAUAAUUGUCAUUUCUAAAUUAACUUAUUUUUUCCCUUCAAAUUAUUUUAUAGUAUGUUCUUCUGACCAAAUCAAAACCCUGUAGACUGAGAGUAUUGAACCUUUAACACACUAUCACAAAGAAGACAUGCACUUUUUUAGAGUGUUAUCUAAUUAAGUUACAUUGUUUCUAUUUAGGGUUGAUUUGACCCCAGAAAAAGGACUG